CGGGACCACAAGUGCUGGCUAUGCCAAUCCCGAUGGGCGGCCUCCCUCAACAGACAGGGUUCGCGUAUGUUGUUGGUUAUGGAAUGUGGCCAGGAGUAGGCCAGGCGAUUGAUGCGCACACGCAUUUGAACAAGUUCCACACAGGGUCACCAGGACUCAAUGUUCAGGUUGGAGCGCAGGUACUCUCGUCAGCGAGUGCAGGUACAUCAACGGACGCUGCAUCAGCAGGGUCAGCAGCACAGACGCCGUCGCCGCAGCCUGAUUCUGUGGUUGCUGCCCAAGAACGGCCUUCAGCAAUGCGUGAUAGACAGACAGCAAUGCAACUGCAGCGAGAUGAAACAAUGGAGACAUCAACAGCGAACAAGGGAAAUGGCAAAGGCAAUCAAAAUGAUUCGAGUGCAACUUCUGCAAGUCCAAGUUCGGAUGGCACCGUCAUGAAUGGGUAUCAACAUUUUCUUCCGGUUGGAGGUGCAAGAACAACGAGGAGAAGCUAUAGUGUGGGACUUUCUUUUGUCGACAAGUACA
Amoebophrya sp. A25 is the source of this 525-nucleotide messenger RNA. The record is from the annotation of a GenBank genome assembly. NCBI's taxonomy places the organism in Eukaryota, Dinophyceae, Syndiniales, Amoebophryaceae.